AUGGGUGACCUUUCCACUGCUCUCGUCAUUGUCACGACGUCAUUCUUGCUGGGAACAUUGGCAAUGCAUUGGACAGCAGAUCAUUUGGUUUUAUGGCAAUCACCAAUCACAAGACCUUCACUUUUAUCAGCUCAAGCUUAUUAUGCAAACACUUUAGUUCAUAUGCCAAAUUCUUUUCAUACAUUACACUAUGUAAUCGGAACAAGUGGUGCAGCAAUUUUGGUUUAUAAAGCUUUAGGAGGAAGGGAAAGUAAUUGGCUCUUUGAUGGUGCGAGUUUGUUCUUGUAUGGUGCUUCUGCUUUGGUACACAUGCAAAAAGUCUUGCCAAGCCUACAAUCUUUACCAGCACUUCUUCCCGUCCCAAAGGCCAAUCCUGAUGAUCCAAGAGACAGCGUCCUUCAACCUUUACGUGAUCUUGCAAGUUCGAAUGCCGUUCAAGCAGCAGCAUUGGUUGGAGUGAUCAUCUUGCAAUGCGGACAAUAUUACUCUGAACGAUUAGAGAGACGGGAAAGAAUUGAAGAAACUGAAGCCAGAUUAAGACGUAGACGGAGAAGAUUAGAACGUAGCUCUCAAACACAACAAGCAACAAAUGUAUCUGCAGGAGAAGUAGCAGAAGUGGGAUCAAGUUCAAGUUUAUCUCCAAGUGCUUGA
Molecule: messenger RNA, 651 nt
Organism: Meira miltonrushii
Lineage: Eukaryota; Fungi; Basidiomycota; Exobasidiomycetes; Exobasidiales; Brachybasidiaceae
Exons: 3
Coding region: 1-651 (216 amino acids)
Biological process (GO): endoplasmic reticulum to Golgi vesicle-mediated transport
Cellular component (GO): endoplasmic reticulum membrane
Source: RefSeq, a predicted model, not a curated record